CUCGGCUCCCGCCCCCCUCCGCCCCUCGCUCGCUCCCUCCCUCCAGCCAGGGACUGCCCCCGAGCUCCGGCCGGCGAGCUUGCCGCUGCUGGUCGUCCGCGUCGCGGGCUCUCCGGCUCACCUGGACAACCCUCCUCCCCGCCCCGCGCCUUGUCCCACCUAAAAGUUCUCGGAGGCAGGCGGCGGCGGCGGGAGUCAGGAGUCGCGGCGUGAGGGGCGCCCCCGCCGGCCCCUCUGGGAACAUGGCGACCGGCGGCUAUCGGAGCAGCGGCAGCACCACGGACUUCCUGGAGGAGUGGAAAGCGAAGCGCGAGAAGAUGCGCGCCAAGCAGAACCCCGUGGGCCCGGGUUCGAGCGGCGGGGAUCCAGCCGCCAAGUCCCCCGCGGGACCGCUGGCCCAGACUACAGCCGCCGGGACCUCGGAGCUCACCCACGGCCCCGCCGGCGCGGCCGCACCUGCCGCCCCCGGGCCGGGCGCUCUGAACUGCGCUCACGGCUCGUCCGCGCUGCCCCGCGGGGCUCCCGGCUCCCGGCGGCCGGAGGACGAGUGUCCUAUUGCCGCUGGGGCCGCGGGAGCACCCGCGUCCCGGGGAGACGAGGAGGAGCCGGAUAGCGCCCCGGAGAAGGGCCGCAGCUCGGGGCCCAGCGCCAGGAAAGGCAAAGGGCAGAUCGAGAAGAGGAAGCUGCGGGAGAAGCGCCGCUCCACCGGCGUGGUCAACAUCCCGGCGGCGGAGUGCUUAGAUGAGUACGAAGAUGACGAAGCAGGACAGAAGGAGCGGAAGCGAGAGGAUGCUAUCACACAGCAGAACACCAUCCAGAAUGAAGCUGCGAGCCUCCCAGAUCCAGGAACCUCCUACCUGCCCCAGGACCCGUCGAGAACAGUCCCAGGCAGAUACAAAAGCACAACCAGUGCCCCAGAAGAAGAAAUCUCAAAUAGAUAUCCCCGAACAGAUAGAAGUGGCUUCAGUAGACACAACAGAGAUGCCAGUGCGCCUGCUAGCUUCGCUUCAAGUAGCUCCCUGGAAAAGAGAAUUGAAGAUCUUGAGAAGGAAGUCUUGAGAGAAAGGCAAGAAAACCUUCGACUUACGAGGCUGAUGCAAGAUAAAGAAGAAAUGAUUGGAAAACUCAAGGAAGAGAUUGAUUUGUUAAAUAGAGACCUCGAUGACAUGGAAGACGAAAACGAGCAACUAAAGCAGGAAAAUAAAACUCUUUUGAAAGUUGUAGGGCAGCUGACAAGGUAGAAGACGCAAGGCUGCCUCGGUGUGGGAAACCUGCUUUUGAACCGCUGAUGAAUGUCAUGGCGAAGGCGCCCGUGAUUCCGUGCGCUGAGAGAACUGUAUAUUUAUUUCUAGAAAACACGUGGAGCUCUUCUCCUCAAAAUUUACUCUUUCUCAUUACUAGUUUUUAAAAAGUGUAAAUCCCCGUCUUUCACAUAGAAGUUAACAUCUUUAGCUAUUAAAAUGAUAGGUGAUGCCUCUUGGUUCUGUGUGAUACUCAGAUAAUAUAUGGUUCGAAGUAGCAGCCAUUUGCAUAUGUUUUAUCUAUGUUAGCACAUAUCCUCCCUAAAGGAAGAUGCAUAGUCUUUGUUUACAUGAAUUCAAAUCCUUGGGGGAGUUGCCUACAGAUGCCCUAUUACUAAUGCGUGCGCCUUCCGUGUGCUAAUGCCUACUCAUAAAGACGUGUCUGCCGUCUCGUCCUCCCACGGGCUCUCCUGAUUCUGAGUGGUAACAGAUACACUACUUUGUAUAGCAGUAAUCGUUCAAAGGAAAGCUAUUUUGCAGUUAUUUCAUAUGUUCUAGUUGGCUAAAUAUAAACUUAAGAGAAUACUUGAACUGUGUUAUAGUAAGUGAAAAAUUACUAUUUUGUGUUUGAAUAUUGAAAAAAAUUUCAAUAACUUCUGAAAAACAGUUAAUGUAUAGUUUCUUAUGUAGGUACUAUCAUUCUUUUUUUUUUAUUGCUCUAGGGUUUACUAGUAAAUAAUGGGAUAUUUAAAAAGUUGUUUAUCCUUCAGGCCUCAAUUUUGUACAAUUUCAGUAUUGAAGAAGAAAAUUGAUGCUGUGAAUAGCAUGUGCUUCAAAAAUCAGAACUAAAAAAAUUUUCCACACUUAAAAUAUGUACACAUACGUCAGCGUGUGUAAGCAGAGAUAACACAGAUAUCUCAGCCAAUUCCUGAGUUGGAGACACCCUGGGAUGCUUUUUGUCAAUAGAGAAUCAUCCCAUAACCCUAACACUGAAGAUUUUAAAGCAACCAUAUUUGAAGAUUUAUAAAAUAAAGUUGUCUUCUAUUAAAUAU
This is a messenger RNA of Rattus rattus (black rat), 2293 nucleotides long. RefSeq names its product pro-apoptotic WT1 regulator (gene Pawr). The record is from RefSeq and is a predicted model, not a curated record. Gene Ontology annotation, biological process: positive regulation of apoptotic process; apoptotic process. Bases 243 to 1241 code for a protein of 332 amino acids. The transcript has 7 exons. NCBI's taxonomy places the organism in Eukaryota, Metazoa, Chordata, Mammalia, Rodentia, Muridae. Gene Ontology annotation, cellular component: cytoplasm.